AUGUAUAAUAUUGGCAUUUCUGAUAUCAAUUAUGUUGAAAAUGUGAGCGAUAAAUUGAAAAAGAUUUUGAAUGAGAAUGAAGUGAUAUUUUCAAAAGAGUUAGGAAAAUUUAAUGGUGGUGAAGCUUCCAUAGCUUUGAAUGAUGAUAAUGUCGAACCAAAAUUUUUUAAAGCAAGACCCAUUCCAUUCGCUAUAAAACAAAAGGUAGAAGAUGAAAUUGAUAGAUUGGUUUCUUUAGGUAUUGUGACUCACACGAACUAUAGUAGAUGGGCAACACCAGUAGUGCCAGUUUUGAAGAAGGAUGGUUCAAUAAGGCUCUGUGGAGAUUACAAAGUCACGGUUAAUCCCCACAUAAGAAUUGAUCAGUACCCUAUCCCUCGCAUUGAAGAAUUGUUUUGCAAGCUACAGGGAGGUGUUCAUUUCUCGAAACUAGAUUUGUCUCAAGCAUAUCAACAAAUUUGCAUAGAUGAACCAUCUCAAGAGCUUCUUACAAUAUCAACUCACAAAGGAUUAUUCAAGUAUAGCCGAUUAAACUACGGAGUAGCAUCAGCGCCAGCAAAAUUCCAGAAAAUCAUGGACUCUGUGCUGGGUGGUAUGGAAGGUGUAGUUGUUUUCCUAGAUGACAUACUAAUAACGGUUCUGGAUGCUUACACGAGAUGGCCAGAGGUAUUCAUUACAGCAAGCACAUCUUCACAAAUAUCUAUAAAAGCACUCAGAAAUUUGUUUUCGAGAUUUGGGUUACCUAAUACAGUUGUAUCUGAUAAUGCAACAUAUUUUGCCUCUGAUGAAUUUAAAACUUUCUUGUCUAAAAAUGGAGUUAAUCAUAUAACUAGCCCUCCAUACAACCCAAGUUCGAAUGGGGCCGCUGAAAACACGGUUAAAACUGUAAAGAAUGCUCUUAAGAAGGUUCUUUUCGAAAACUCUGCUGCGGAAUGCGACAUGAUACUUGAACGUUUCUUAUUUGACUAUAGAAAUACUCCACACUACACUACUGGUGUUACACCAGCCAACUUAAUGUUUGGUAGAAAGCUUAAAAAUAGGUUUGAUCUUCUAUUGCCUGAAGCAAAAGAUUCUGCAACACCCGAGCUCGACUUGUCAGAUCACGAAAGUGAAGAUGAUGAUAUGGAUUCAGAUGAAGAUUUUGUUUGA
Molecule: messenger RNA, 1149 nt
Organism: Coccinella septempunctata (seven-spotted ladybird)
Lineage: Eukaryota; Metazoa; Arthropoda; Insecta; Coleoptera; Coccinellidae
Exons: 3
Coding region: 1-1149 (382 amino acids)
Biological process (GO): DNA integration
Molecular function (GO): nucleic acid binding
Source: RefSeq, a predicted model, not a curated record